UGAUUCCUCCUCGUCCUCGUACUCCUCAUUUCUUUGUCGCCAUCUCCAUUCCCUUUCCCUUUAAACCCAUUCCCUUUCAACAUCACAAUGAGCUGACACAUACAAACAUCCAUCAUCAUUAUUAUUUUACUCCGAACGAGUUGACACCGAUUCCACUCACUCAACCAUGAGCCGAUUCAGGCGUUUUGAGCUCAUAGAACAACCACCUUUCUUCCACUCCUGCUACUCUUUCCCUUCCUUCGUCCUCCAAGACUCACUCUCUCUCGACCUCGACCUCUUGCCACUUCCCAGCCACUUCGACGCUUUCGCAGAUCUGGUGCACGCGCCGUCGUUCGCUUACCGGCGCGUGGAGAGGCAUCUCGAGAAUGAGUUGCGUUUGCAGAGCCUCUCUGACCGUGUGGCGGAGCUGGAGUCGCGGUUCGACCGUGUGCUCGGCGGAGAUCGGAAGUACACGUGGACAGCGGAGAUCAAGGGAGCGGAGAAGAACGGGUUCGAUAGGAAGUACAAGUGGGUUGCGGAGGUCGCUGAGGAGGAAGAUAAGAAGAAGAAGAAGAAUAAGAAGAAGCAGGUGAAGGUGCUGAAGGAUAAGAGCGCGAGGUGGACUCUUCAGCUGGAGAAUGAGGAUGCUGAGGAAGAAGAGGAGAAGAAGAAGAAGUUGCUGAAGGGCGUUGCGAGGAACGUGAAAUGGACGGCUGAGAUCACGGGAAAAGGGGAGAACAGUGGGAGCUCGAGGAAGUACACUUUUCAGGUGCAGAGUGGGGAUGCUGAGAAGAAGGAGAAAAAGAACAAGGGAAAUGGGAAUGGAUUGCGUAUUGUGGAGAUUCAGGAGCCAAUUGGUCAUAGAGAUGUGGUUUUGAGACAGGCAUUUGCCAAGAGGUUUGGAGCUGUUCAAAAUGAGAGGGGCAAAAAGAAGGACCUGUCUCCUCAAGAUGCUGCCUUGUUGAUCCAGAUCAGCUUUAGAGCUUACUUGAUCCGUAGGUCAAAGGCUCUCCGUGCCCUUAGAGAACUGGCCAUUGCAAAGUCUAAAUUAAAGGAAAUCAGAGCCCAGUUCAAUAACUUUUCCUACCGACGUCAUGUAGCCCGUGAUGCGGAGGAACGGCAGCGGUUUUCUGAGAAAAUCAUUGUCUUGCUCCUCACUGUUGAUGCCAUUGAGGGAUCUGAUAUUAUGGUAAGAUCUGCGAAGAGGUCAAUGGUGGAUGAGCUGGAAGCAAUGCUUGAUGUGGUAGAUCCCCAGCCUGGUGGAAGAUCAGCAUCGCUCUACUUCAAAAGAAGGACAUUUGAUAUGCCUGAUGGAGUCAUCAGGAAGGAAAUAGAAGAAGGGGUUGCACAGGUUGUGCAAAUGCUUGAAGAAGCAGAGAAUAGUAGUGAAGCAUGACCGUGAGAUCAAGAAAGUAAUAUCUAUCUGUUUAUUUCGUGUUUUCCUUCUGCUGUUGUAGUUUGUUUGCAGAGACGUAUUUUAGUCUAAGAUUUCAAGACUUCUAAAUUAGGCUUUCCAUCCAAUGGUAUUUGUUUUGCUGAACUUUUGGCACUUUCUGAACGAAAAGAUUGGCUUGUGUUAGAGCUGUGUUAUUUAACUAACGACUCAGAACCUUGUUCAUUUGUACAUAGGUUAUGCGAUGCA
Messenger RNA from Glycine soja, 1621 nucleotides. Its product is annotated as BAG family molecular chaperone regulator 7-like. Gene Ontology annotation, biological process: protein folding. Lineage: Eukaryota; Viridiplantae; Streptophyta; Magnoliopsida; Fabales; Fabaceae. The record is from RefSeq and is a predicted model, not a curated record. Gene Ontology annotation, molecular function: protein-folding chaperone binding. The transcript is spliced from 3 exons. Gene Ontology annotation, cellular component: plasmodesma. Bases 167 to 1375 code for a protein of 402 amino acids.